Messenger RNA from Helianthus annuus (common sunflower), 2087 nucleotides. RefSeq names its product sodium/calcium exchanger NCL2. The transcript is spliced from 7 exons. Bases 345 to 1961 code for a protein of 538 amino acids. The record is from RefSeq and is a predicted model, not a curated record. Gene Ontology annotation, molecular function: calcium ion binding; calcium:proton antiporter activity. Gene Ontology annotation, biological process: intracellular calcium ion homeostasis; calcium ion transmembrane transport. Lineage: Eukaryota; Viridiplantae; Streptophyta; Magnoliopsida; Asterales; Asteraceae. Gene Ontology annotation, cellular component: membrane.
CCUUCCUACGCACAGGCAUCGUCACCUUCCUACAGGCAACCAGCUUUGUCUUCUUAUAAAACAGUUUUGCUCAAACAAACCAUUUAUAAACCUUAAAAGCCUCAACAAUCAUCUUCAGUUGGACAAAACCUUCUAACGUUGGUUGAAGUCAUUGUGGUUCGAAAAGACUCACUUAUCACGGUUUAACUCCUUUUAAAACCCUAAAGUUUUCUUAAACCUUUUAGAAUCUUAUUUUCAUCUUUGUUUUUUAAUCUUAGGAAUCCAACCCCACUGGCCAUUCAAGACCAAGACUUUAAAAACCUCGAUCAUCAACGCUUUGGCCGAUAGAAACACCAGAACAAAAGAUGAAAACAUACCGGAAGUUUGAUAGUUUUAUCAUAUUCGUGGCGGUUUUGAUGAGUUUUUUUGGAAUUAUUGAGGGUGCAACAGUCACUUGUGUACCUCCAUAUGGAUUCUUGCCCUGCACAAGUGGGCUUUGGGGAAGACUUUUCUUGAUCAUGGUUUAUCAGUAUUUGAUGUCUAUGGGUCAAGGCUAUAUAUCAAACGGGUCGGAUAAAUUCUUCAGCCUUAUUGGACCCGGUAUCUUUGGAGCCGGUUUGUUCUACAUUCUUGCAAACUUUCCUAUGCUCUUCCUCAUCCUUGAGAAUGGAUUGACGAGCGACGAUACGGGGGCAUCGUUUAGUGCCGCAAUGGGAAUGAAUGUGCUAGCGGGAUCAGCAGUUAUGAGUUUAACAUUGAUUUGGCCAUCUGUCAUAGCUUUCGGGAGCUAUGAUCUUGCAGUUGAUAACGAUACCACUUUACCACAUAUUCCAGGAGAAGAGCCAUCAUUUAUAAAGAAAUUAUCAGCAUAUGGUGUUACAACUGAUAGUGAAACAAGCCACACUGCCCGAAUCAUGCUUGUAUCAAUGAUCCCGUUUGUCAUUCUUCAACUCCCAAAGAUCAUCAAUGUGACUACGGUCACCCGAGAGAUAGUUCUGCUCACUCUCAUUCUUACUUCGGCUUUCUUCAUUGGUUACGCGGUGUAUCAGAUCUUCCAACCAUGGAUUCAAAACAGAAGAUUCGAUUACAUUAUGCAAAAAUUUGUCAAGAACAAAUUACUGAAACUACUAUCUACAAACGGAAAAACAAAUGUGCAGCUUAUUAAAGAUCUUCACCAACAACUUGACAAAAAUCAUGAUGGUAAAGUGACUCAUGCUGAGUUGAAAACUUUACUUUUAGGAAUACAUCUGCAAGCAGAUGGCGAACUAAGUGAUGAUCUUGUAGAAAGAAUCAUCGAGAAGUUUGACUUCAAUGGUGACCACUGUAUUCAAGAAGACGAGCUCGUUACAAUUUUAACAAAAUGGCUCCAAGAGGCAAGGAAAUCACUCUCUGAAAAUGAUUAUAAUCCUCUUAGAAUCUUUAAAAGAUCUCAAAAGGGCGCAGAUGAAGAACAACUACCUUUGAUACCCAAGAAGAAAAACUUUAAUGAUGAUGGUUUGAUUUGGGAGUACUUGAAGGCUUUGGCUUUGGUACUUUCUGGGACCGUUGUGACGGCUCUCAUUGCACUUCCACUCAUAAUGAAUGUUUCGGGUUUUGCUACUGAUGCAAACAUCCCUUCCUUCCUUAUCCCAUACGUUAUCAUACCGUGUGCCAUAAACAUACCACGUCUCUUAUCAACGAUCAAUUCAGCAGGCCACAAGACUCAACGCGCUGUAUCUUUAACUCUUUCUCAGAUCUAUUCAGGAGUGUUCAUGAGCAAUAUGAGUAGCUUGACAACAUUUUUGUUGACGGUGUAUAUAAGAGAUUUACCAUGGGACGUAUCGGCUGAAGUUCUAGUUGUUUUGAUUAUUUGUGGAGUGAUGGGAAUUUUCACGAGUACGAGGACAAUUUUCCCACUUUGGACCGGGUACCUGGGUUAUAUGUUAUACCCUACAUCGCUACUCAUGUUGUAUCUCUUUACCAAUGUUUGGGGUUGGCCAUAGGCCAGAUUUGUUUAGCAAUAUCUCAUGUUCAAAUUUUUUAUAUUUCAUUGUAUGCAUUUAAAUGAACCUUUUAGUCAUGUAAAAGUUACAACAGAGAUUCUUUACUGAUGUAUAAAAUCUUGUUUU